Drosophila grimshawi is the source of this 1525-nucleotide messenger RNA. It is a transcript of the gene escl, whose product is annotated as polycomb protein esc. Gene Ontology annotation, molecular function: nucleosome binding; protein binding. The transcript has 3 exons. Gene Ontology annotation, biological process: negative regulation of transcription by RNA polymerase II. Bases 16 to 1404 code for a protein of 462 amino acids. The record is from RefSeq and is a predicted model, not a curated record. Gene Ontology annotation, cellular component: ESC/E(Z) complex. Lineage: Eukaryota; Metazoa; Arthropoda; Insecta; Diptera; Drosophilidae.
ACGGCGUCUGGCGCCAUGGCGGAAAACAGUUCCAGCGAUAGCAAAGAGGAGCAGUCGACGCAGCAAGAUGCAUUCCCGCUGGAGGAGACAACACCGGAAAUAGCCAGCACGGCUGCACUACUGGGCAGCAGCAUUGAUUUCGAGGACACUUUGUCCGUCGACUCGGCGAGCGUUUUUAGCACAACGACUACGACAACAACAACAACAACGCGCAGCAAAAGCAAAUCGCCAAACACACGAAAGCUGCGCAAAUUGUGCCGGCGGGUGAAGGCGCCCAAAAUGGUGCAGCCGCUGUUCAAGUACAGCUAUCAUGUACGUGAGGAUCACAAUCACCAAAUCUUUGGUGUGCAAUUUAAUCCCUUUCUGGAUAGAAGUCAAGCGGUAUUUGCAACGGUUGGCAAGGAUCGCGUCUCCAUCUAUGAGUGCCUCAAACGAAAUACUUUGGAUGCCGAGUCGGAGGAAGGAGAAGUCGGCAUACGUCUGCUGCAGGUCUAUGCGGAUCCGGAUACCGAUGAGAGUUUUUAUAGUUGUGCCUGGUCCUAUGAUACGAUUACGGGUGAUCCAGUGUUGGCGGCAGCUGGAUAUCGUGGCGUCAUUCGUAUCUUUAACAUAAUUAAGCAUCAGUGUGCCAAGAACUACAUUGGACAUGGGCAUGCAAUCAAUGAGCUGAAGUUCCAUCCGGUGCUGCCGCAACUGCUGCUCUCCGGCAGCAAGGAUCACUCGCUGCGCCUGUGGAACAUACAGACGGAUGUUUGCGUGGCCGUCUUUGGCGGCGUCGAGGGUCAUCGAGAUGAGGUGCUGUCGAUUGACUUUGAUUUGCGCGGAGAUCGCAUCAUGUCCAGCGGCAUGGAUCAUUCGCUUAAGUUGUGGCGCCUCAACAAACCGGACAUUAAGGAGGCCAUCGAGCUGAGCUCGAGCUUCAAUGCCAGCAAAAAUACAGCCCCCUUUCCCACCAUCAAGGAGCAUUUCCCGGACUUCUCCACGCGCGACAUUCAUCGCAAUUAUGUGGAUUGUGUUCAGUGGUUUGGCGACUUUGUCUUCUCGAAGUCGUGCGAAAACUCAAUAGUCUGUUGGAAGCCUGGCAAAUUGUCCGCUAAGGUGCAUGAGAUCAAGCCUCAGGACUCCACGACCGUCCUGCAUCAUUUUGACUACAAAAUGUGCGAAAUUUGGUUUGUGCGCUUCGCAUUUAAUGCGUGGCAAAAGGUGCUGGCACUUGGCAACCAGCUGGGCACAACGUUCGUCUGGGAGCUGGACUCCAAUGAUCCGAACCUGACCAAGUGCAGCCAACUGAUGCAUCCCAAGUGCACAUCGACAAUCCGACAAACUUCCUUCUCCAAGGAUGGCUCCAUUUUGAUUUGCGUCUGCGAUGACAGUACCGUUUGGCGUUGGGAUCGUAUCAAUUAAACAGCAUUUUCUACAAUAUUUCAUAUACAUUAACACUGAUAUUUAUACAACUAUUUAUAUUUAUCCACCAGUAAUGUUCUAAACAUGCAUUUUAUAAAUACAAUUUCCUUGAUUUCCACGA